AUGGAGGAGAUUAGUGACACAGCACUGCUGGUCACCACCUCUAACCAGCCAUCUUUGGUAUCCCAACCUCAGACCCUCCAAACAGCCCCCAACCACAUUCACCCCAGCUUCCAACAAAAACAAGCUGCUGACUCCCUCAUCCAGGUCAUCCAGAAGCUCAGCAAAAUUGUCGAGAAACGCCCCCAGCGUUGCCGCACUUUAGCCGGACAGAAACGACUGCUCUACGAGGCCUCAACCAGGGUUCCGGGAGGCUCCACUUACAGUAAAACUCGAAAAACCUGCAGGGAAGAAGAAAGCUGCGUGAGUGCUGAUACUGACGACGAUGUGUGCGUGUCGGGUGACCGCAACAACAACACCACCACCUCCACAUCCGUAACAGAACUCUCUGAUAACUCUAUCAGCUCUGAGCUCAAGCGGACUGUGACCUGCUAUCAGUGCAGCCUCUGCCUUUAUCUUUCCCCCACCCUAAGCCUGCUGAGAGAGCACCUCAAACAGCACGAUGAGAACCACAGCGACCUCAUCCUCAUGUGCUCGGAAUGCCGCUUCACCUCCCAAGACCAAGAACAGCUCGAGGCCCACGUCAAACUGCAUUUUGACGGUAACCCUUCCACUCCGCAGCACAAAGGAGGCGGCGGUUCCAAUGAGCUUUCACAGAAGAAGUGGUAUAGUCACGAGGAGUACGGCCUCUAUCGCUGUCUGAUCUGCAGUUACGUCUGCAGUCAACAGCGAAUGCUCAAGACGCACGCAUGGAAGCAUGCUGGGUUGGUGGACUGCACGUAUCCAAUUUUUGAGGAUGAAGAAGGGACGGCUGCCAGAAAGGAAACUCAAAUUUCCACCAACCGAGAGGAAGUUGUCCUUCUUUCACCUUUCGGCAUCCAAGAUCAAAGUGAGCAACCCGGCCUUAAGUUGCAGUUGUGCGUGCCGUUUGCCGCGGAUAACGAGCUGAACAUGUCAACCCAGAUACAGCCUAAUAUUGUGAAAAUGGAGCCGGAGUUGGUGGAUGAAAACGUGUACCCGGUGAAAGAUGUGGUCUCCGAUGGUCCCGUCGUGGAGGUGCAGGCAACUACAAAUGGGGAAAGUCAAGAGAGCUCUUCAGACAGCUUGCUUUCUUCUGCUCAGAAGAUCAUAAACAGCGAUCCCAACAGCGCUGGACACAUCAAUGUGAUUGUGGAGCGAUUGCCUUCUGCUGGGGACGCGGUUUUGACCACAAACCCUCUCCUCCUAACGCCAGACGAAGACAGAGACACGACUUUACUGAGUGCAUCGGACCAUGUCGAUGUGAAGGUAAAGGUAGAGGUCGAAGAGGUAGACGUAGCUGUAGCCAAAAGUACUGCAUCCGCUGUCACCGACUCCCCCAAGGAUGAAAACAUACCCCCCACGGUCAGAAAGAGGACGCACUCAGAGUCGUUGCGUCUGCAUUCGCUCGCAGCCGAAGCCCUCGUGGCCAUGCCCAUGAGAAUGCCCGAGCUGACCAAUCCAAACGAAAGUCUCGGGCAGAAACUGGCAGAGGAGACGAGCGGGGGGAAGGCGGUCAAACCCAAACUAGAACAAAGCUUGGGGUCACUCGGAGAGGGGGACGAAGAGGUGACCUGCACUAAAGCGGCAGGCAUCAGUCUGUCUCUACUCACGGUUAUCGAGAGACUGAGGGAGCGUUCGGACCAGAACACGUCGGACGAAGAUAUCCUCAAAGAGCUACAGGAUAACGUGCAGGUGCAACACGGAGCAACCAUUGGCGAAGCGACGGGGAACGAAUCCGCGAGCUACGUGGAUGAAAUAGUAUCGUCUUCGGACAACAGCCUGGUGGACUAUAUCGAGGGCAGCGACAGGCCGUACAGGUGCAAGUUGUGUCAGUACACCAGCGGCAACAAGGGCUACAUCAAGCAGCAUCUGAGAGUACACAAGCAGCGGCAGCCGUACCAGUGUCCCAUCUGCGAGCACAUUGCCAUGGACAGUAAAGACCUAGAGAGUCACAUGAUCAACCACUGUAAGACUAAGAUGUACCAAUGCAACCAGUGCCCGGAGUCCUUCCACUAUAAGUGUCAGCUGAGAACCCAUGAAAGAGAAUUCCACAGUCCAGAAGAAGCAUUGGCGACUGAGAAGGCGACCAAGGGGGAAGAAGCGUUUCGAGUUACAGACAAUGAGCACAAUGACCAGAAAAUGUACAAGUGCGAUGAAUGUGAAUAUACCAGUUCCACCUAUCUCGGCGUGAGGAACCACCGGAGGAUACACAACUCGGACAAACCCUAUCGCUGUUGUAGCUGUGAUUUUGCCACCACCAACAUGAACAGUCUGAAGAGUCACAUGAGGAGGCACCCGCAGGAGCACCAGGCUGUGCAGCUGCUGGAGCAGUACAGGUGCUCGCUCUGUGGCUAUGUGUGCAGCCAUCCUCCCUCGCUCAAAUCCCACAUGUGGAAACACGCCGGGGACCAGAACUAUAACUACGAGCAAGUGAACAGAGCCAUUAACGAGGCCAUCUCCCAAAGCAGCCGUGCUCCCCAGAAGCCAUCAGGAGCCCAAGACACCGCAGACGGAGUUCCACCACCAUCAUCAUCAUCAUCUUCUACGGACAAAGUGAAGAGCCCACUUGAACAGCACCUGUCCCCAUCCAGGGCUGUGGACCUUCCCUCAACCCACUCCCUCAGCCCACUAGCUAAAGACCCCCAACAGCCCCACACCACAGAAUACUGCCUCCUGCUGUUCUGCUGCUGCAUCUGCGGCUUUGAGUCCACCAGCAAAGAGCGUCUGCUGGAGCACAUGAAGGAGCACGAGGGAGAUCUGAUCAACAUCAUCCUCAACAAGGAGCAGCAGCAGCUGUCUGUGCCCCACAGCAGCCUCCAGAUCGCAGAGUGA
Molecule: messenger RNA, 2850 nt
Organism: Knipowitschia caucasica
Lineage: Eukaryota; Metazoa; Chordata; Actinopteri; Gobiiformes; Gobiidae
Source: the annotation of a GenBank genome assembly